UAAAUGGCAGGCUUGGUAUUUGAACCCAGGCAAUCCGACCCAGCCUUUGCCUGAAGUCCCGGCCAUCAUCACUCUCAUUGAUUGUCAGUUCAGGCAGGGGUCAUUCUCCCUUUUCUGCAGACGGGAAAACUGAGGCUGAAGAGGUGGAGAGCAGAGGCAGGUCUUGAAACCUUGUGGGGUGCCACGAGGGCCAGCUCUCCCCCCUUCCCCCACUGACAUCAGACAUCUCCUUGAGGUACUGCCAUCCCCAGGAAGUGCUGCAGGAGCUGGGGAGUGAAAGCAAGAAGUGUUUUGAGCCCAGAGACCAGAGGAAGCAAGAGGCUGCAGUGAAAGAAGAAGUGAAGUGAGAGCGUGUUGUGUUGUGUCGUGUGGGGGCAAGGAGAGCAGAGAGAAGGGGAGGACUGAGAGCCCGUGCCGAGCACUGAGGGGAGCAGAGAGGAGGCGGCCGGCAGAGACAUCCAAGUUCCCUUUUGUUCUGUGGACCGGAGCUGGGAGCCCGUGGCAACAGCACAGCAGCAGCGGCUUCACAGAUAGAGGCUUACUCUUCCGUAGAGCAACCCAACCAUCUUUGGGAGCCUGUGGCACACAGCACUGGACUUGGAGCCUGGGGCCCUGGGUUUGAGUCCUGGCUUGACCACGGGACUGCCGUCACCUCCCAGGCAAACUCCUAUGUGGUUUCCAGUUUCCCCACAGUCAACUGGAACCGUCUUGGACCUCAGGUUGGAAACUAGUUUUUGGAAGAGACUGGGAACAGGACAUGGAUGACCAUAGGGUCUUUUUCCUCUGCCUGUGCCUCAUGAUUGCUCACAGUGAUACAGUGGAGGAGUCCCAAGAACCCCUGAGCUGGAUGGAGAACCUGGAGACGAUGUCCAGGAGCCGCAAUGGGACUUCGCUUCGUGGUCAGCAGAAAAAAUCCAGAAAAAUCUUCCUGAAGGAGGUGUCCAAAGACCUGGACCUGAAUCAGGAGAUGUGGAUGAGUGGGGUGGAGAGGCUUAUCCGGGGCCUGGAGUGCAGCCUGUUGAACACCAGCUUCGAGGGCAAGAACCUUACCUUGCAGACGCACAGCAUCCAGACACUGGCCUUCAAGCUGGGCUGUGACUUCACUGGCCUCGCACUGAGCAGUGCGACUCUGGAGCGGGUCCCCCAGGCCUCGGUGCCGCACGCCAUGCAGUUCCCGGCAGAGCUGACCCAGAAUGCCUGCAGGACCCGCCCCAGGGAGCUGCGCCUCAUCUGCAUUUACUUCUUCACUGACUACUUUUUCCAGAGUAUCAACUCAUCUUUGCUCAAUAACUAUGUCCUGGGAGCCCAGCUGAGUCACGGACACGUGAACAACCUCAGUGAGCCGAUCAACAUCAGCUUCUGGCACAACCGAAGCCUGGAAGGCUACACAGCUACCUGUGUCUUUUGGAAAGAAGGAGCCAGCAAGGAUCACUGGGGGGUCUGGAGCCCCGAGGGCUGUCGCACAGAGCAGCCGUCACCUUCCCAGGUGCUCUGCCGCUGCAACCACCUCAGCUACUUUGCUGUUCUCAUGCAACUCUCCCCGGCCCCGAUCCCCGCAGAGCUGCUGGCGCCUCUUACGUACAUCUCCCUGGUGGGCUGCAGCAUCUCCGUCGUGGCCUCGCUUCUCACUAUCCUGCUGCACUUCCAAGCCAGGAAGCAGGGUGACUCCACAACACACAUCCACAUGAACCUGCAUGCGUCUGUGCUGCUCCUGAACGUCGCCUUCCUGCUGAGUCCUGUGCUGGCCAGGGCCGGGGCAGCAUGCACAGCACUGGCGGCCAUCCUGCACUUUGCGCUGCUCAGCUGCCUCACCUGGAUGGCCAUCGAAGGCUUCAACCUCUACCUCCUCCUCGUGCGCGUCUACAACAUCUACAUCCGCCGAUAUAUGCUCAAGCUGUGUGCAGUGGGUUGGGGGGUCCCAGCCCUCCUGGUGCUGCUCCUUCUUGUUGACCAGAAUUCAGUGUAUGGACCCCACACAAUCCCACUCUUCGACAGCCGGGGAAAUGGCACGGGUUUCCAGAACAAUUCCAUAUGCUGGGUGCGGAGCCCCUGGGUGCACAACAUCUUGGUCAUGGGCUAUGGUGGCCUCACAUCCCUUUUCAACCUGGUGGUGCUGGCUUGGGCGCUGCGGGCCGUGCGCAGGCUGCGGGCGCAGGAGAAGGUGCCGGGCACCCGGGCCUGCCGAGAUAGCGUCACCGUGCUGGGCCUCACCAUGCUGCUGGGCACCACCUGGGCCUUGGCUUUCUUCUCCUUUGGUGUCUUCCUGCUGCCCCAGCUCUUCCUCUUCACCAUCUUCAACUCGCUGUACGGUUUCUUCCUCUUCCUGUGGUUCUGCUCCCAGAGGUGCCGCUCAGAGGCAGAAGUGGAGGCAGAGAUGGAGGCGUUCAGCUCCUCCCAGACGAUGCCGUAGUCUGGGCCCGCUGGCCCAGAACCCGUAGCCUCUCUGGCUGCCUGCAGCCCGAGACUCUGGCUCCCACCAGAGAAGGUGGCAGGCCAGCUGCUGGACACCAGAAGCCCCUGUGCCCUCCAGGGAGGCUUCCCUACCUCCAUGGCUUCCCCGGGCCCAGAGGGCAGGGCAUUCUGCCCCGGGACAGGUGCAACCCCGCUGGGGGUCAGCAAACUUUACUGGGGUGCCUGGGCCCAGGGUACCUGGUCAGGCCCAUGGGCAGAGCACUGGCUUGGGAGUCAGGAGGCCAUAUUUCAAGGCUUGGCUCCGAGUCUUACUGUAUGACCUUGGGCCUGUCAUCUCCCUGACCCUGGAUUCCACAUCUGUGACAUGGGGCAGAUGGCUUCGGUCCUGCCUAGCCCAAGAGCUUUGUGAAGACCGAGUAAAGCCAGGGAAGAAGGUCUUAGUGGGCCCCGUUACUUCCAACUGCCUGCUGGGGGCGGGGUCUCUGCCAAUCUGCCCUGGAUAUUUCCUGCUGGGCCCUGCCACCUUCCCUCUGGGGAGGGCCAGACCACAUCUUGGCCCAGGGUCCCCAGCCCAGAGCUGAGUCUCACCCAGUGUCUGAGACCUCACCAGCUUAUGCCUGAGGCUGCUUUUCCUUCAGUCCCCCCAAAUUAUGAUGACCCACAACUCCAGGCCUGUUCUUAAAGAUCGGGAAGUCCAGUCCUUCCCAGAAGCUCCUCCUCCAGUGCUCCCAAGACCCCUAUAGGCCAUGUAGAACAGAAGCUGGCGAUAGGGCUUCCUGGGGAUAGGAGGGCAGAGCCUCUUUCCCCUCCACCUGAGCCAGCUGGGCCUGUGACCUGGGUAUUUGAUGAUCGGUUAGGAUCGAAUUUCCCCUGGUAGGCGUGAGGGUAUGGAUUCUAAACCCAAGCUAAGGCCACAGUUGUAGAGACCUACCUUGACCUAUCCGUCAGACCAAGAGGGAGAGGGCUCACGAAGCCAGCUGCAUUCCCAGGAUGCACACCAGAGGGCGCUGUUGGCCUGUGCUCAGAGGCCGUUGGCUCCAAAAUCCAUCUGGAAAUGUCACCUGUCUGUGGACUUGACACACGAGCUGCAGAGGCCCUGCUUCCAGAACUGCUCCUGCUGAGGGACCAAAGAAAGA
This is a messenger RNA of Lynx canadensis (Canada lynx), 3548 nucleotides long. RefSeq names its product adhesion G protein-coupled receptor G5 (gene ADGRG5). Lineage: Eukaryota; Metazoa; Chordata; Mammalia; Carnivora; Felidae. Gene Ontology annotation, molecular function: G protein-coupled receptor activity. The transcript is spliced from 14 exons. Gene Ontology annotation, biological process: cell surface receptor signaling pathway; adenylate cyclase-activating G protein-coupled receptor signaling pathway. The record is from RefSeq and is a predicted model, not a curated record. Gene Ontology annotation, cellular component: membrane. Bases 758 to 2410 code for a protein of 550 amino acids.